This is a messenger RNA of Aethalodelphis obliquidens (Pacific white-sided dolphin), 6824 nucleotides long. RefSeq names its product interleukin 21 receptor (gene IL21R). Gene Ontology annotation, molecular function: cytokine receptor activity; protein binding. Bases 2883 to 4505 code for a protein of 540 amino acids. The transcript is spliced from 10 exons. Gene Ontology annotation, biological process: cytokine-mediated signaling pathway. Gene Ontology annotation, cellular component: membrane; external side of plasma membrane. Lineage: Eukaryota; Metazoa; Chordata; Mammalia; Artiodactyla; Delphinidae. The record is from RefSeq and is a predicted model, not a curated record.
UUUGGUGAGUUCCCGUGUCCUUCUGUCGAUGAUUGUUCAGCAAUUAGUUGUGAUUCCGGUGCUGUCGCAAGAGGGAGUGAGCACAUGUCCUUCUACUCCCCAGUCUCUCUACACUGUGAUUCUAAUAUGAGGAAGAAGGGCAGGAAGGAAGCUGGGAGGCAAUUAGCAGUGGCUGCCAUUUGCCCUGCAGCCAACGUUGGAGCCUCACCCUCAUCAUCUCAGCUCUACACACUGAGGGGUUCUUAUUGCAAAUACUUGCAACUAGUAGCCCGAAGCCUUAUUGUUGACUGCAGGUACACACAGGAGGGCAGCUGAACUGCCCCUGGAAGCAGCCCUCUACUAAUGGCAGGUGGGGUCCUAGUGAAGAAAUACCCCGGCUUCCCUGCUCCUCGUCUGGGACAAGUUGGAGAAGUUAACUGGAUUAAGUUCCAGUUGCCACAGCACUAACCCGCUCUUAGAGCUCCCUGUUGGCUUCCUGCCCGGCCGUGCCUCACUUGCUGACUGGCCUGCAGAUGUUUUCUGGGAUCACCUCUCAAAUCCAUCACGUGCACUUGAAUCCUUGUCUUAUAAAUUGCUUCUGGCUCCGCAACAAGAGAAGCCACCACAACGAGAAGCCUGCGCACCACAACGAAGAGUAGCCCCCGCUCGCCGUAUCUAGAGAAAGCCUGCGGGCAGCAACGAAGACCCAAUGCAGCCAAAAAUUAAUUAAUUAAUUAAUUAAAAAGAAAUUGCUUCUGGGGGAACCCAACCAAGACAUCCUUCCUGCCUCAAACAGCAAUAAUGUGAUCCAUGGCUGGGCAAUCUGAUCAGCCCACCAGGGAGACUAAUUUGAGGAAGAGAUUUAGAAAAUUCUAAGACGUUAUCAUCAUCUGCUUGAAUGAGAGUCCUGUUUGGUCCACAGCCUCAAACACACCAAGAAAACUCACCCUGAAGAUCAAGAGACAAAGAAAAGCUGGCUUCCUCUCCAGAAACGUGCUCCAGAGAAUACAAGUUAUUUUGGUUGUGAGGAAGAGAAUGUCUUUAGGGCAAACAUCUUUUGAACCGGCCACAGGGGAAUUUGUACCAAGUUCCUCAGAAACAACUAGAAAAAGAAAAAAAAAAAGAAUAAAUAACAAGAUGCUUUCUCUUUUUCUCUGGAGCGGUCAUGUGGCUUAGCUGCAAAUUAUUUCCCAAAAAUGAGUCAGCUGGGGAGAGAUGGCAUGUGUGUUUGAGCCAACCUGUGUCAUUAAAACAGCACAAAACAGCCCCCAUCCACCCUGGUAACAUUUCAAGGAUGAAGUGUUUGGGCCCAUUUCCACAGCCUUAGGAAUCUGAUCGACCCAGGUUCAAAUCCCAGCUCUGACACUUCUUGGCUAGUGUGACAUGUCACCCCUCUAAGCCUUGGUUUCUCCCACUGUAACAUAAAUAGUCAUAAUCUUAUUUGCCUCACAGGGUUUGUAGAAUAAAUGAGAUCACCUAGUGCCUAAAAAAUGCAAGAUACUAAUAGUAGUAGUUGUGGUAGCACCAGCUCUUUGAGGCUGCUGGGUGUGAACUUGCUGAAUUUUGUCCCCAGGUUUCAUAAAUGUUUGCAAGAGACAUCUGACCCUCUCACGGGCCCUUGGCUUGUCAGCAAGACAAGAAUUCUCUUGAGAAUUUCUUUUCUCUAUUUUCUUCCUGAGUUCCCAUGUGUAAAACGGCUAGGUCUCCCCAUUUGACAGACGGGCAAAGCGAGGCAUUCAGAGGGGUGAUGUGACAUGCCCAAGGGAUUGUCUUCUCAAAGGCACGGAGACAGCAUCCUGCUCCCUGCAGCAUUGCAGCAGGAAGCCGGAUUCAAAGGAAAAAGGCUCAGGGAGUCUGGGAGGGGGUCCGGAACUCAGACCUCUGCUGGGCCAGGCAGGCAGCGAGAGGAGUGAAGCCGGCCAGCGUGCAAACUCCAGAAGAGGGGCCAUUGCCUCUCCAUGGGACCUUGGGCAGGUCUCUGCGUUCUCAUGCUUCUCUCUGAGCUGAGACCCCUGGGGACCUCGCGGGUCUCGCUGUGCCACCUCCUCUCCCCUCGGAGCUUCAGUUUCCACAGCUGGGAGAAGCGGCGGCUCACCGCCCCCCUGCCCGCCUUAAAGGUCAAGACUGUGAGGCCUGUGGGGGUCUUGUCACCCGUCCGCAGGAGGCAAACGUCACGCCGGUGGCCCCAAAUGUCUUCCUAGCGGGCGACCUUUGGUGAGCAGUGGGCCUUGCCCUGGGGCCGGGCCCCCUCCCACCUCUUUCUCGCUCCCUGGGGGAGGAGCCGGCUGCUCUGUGGGCGGGGCCUGGGGAGCGGCUCACCACAUCCUCCCCUUCCUCCCCACCCUGAGCACGCGGUGGGGCUGGGUUGGCAGGCACCGCCUCUGGCGGACCCACUGGCGUCUCUCUGCUGAGCGACCGAAGGGCUCGGGGUCCGACUGUCUGCCUGCUUCUCCCUGCGCGUGACUGACAGCCACACGGCUGUCUGUCUGUCUGCCUGGGUGGCCAGCUACCUCUUUGCUUGGCUUCUCCUGUCUGACUGGCGGGCCAGCCCUUGGCUGCUGUCAGUCCAUCCCCCAUGCAGCUGACCGGUCCCUGCCCAGCAACCUCUGUCUUCUGUCCGUGUGUGACCUCCUUGGGACGUGACUGAUGGUUGCCUUUGCCUCUGCGUGGCCCGCCUGCCCGGAGCCCAGCUGCCGUCCGUCUGGGUGACAGGUCUUGUGCUGUCUGGUCGGUGACUUGGGGCAGGUUUCAGCUUCCCACCCCAGUCCCCUGCCUGUUCUCCCAGACCCCCAUCCCUCACGCCAAGCCCAGCUGCCGUCCCCUGGGAGCCCACCGGAUUGCCCGAAGCACAGAGAGAAUGGAUUUCUGAGAAAGAAGUAGGACAGCAGGCUCCGGCGGGCAGCAUGCUCUGCGGCUGGGCUGCCCCUCUGCUCCUGCUGAUGCUCCAGGGGGCCUGGGGCUGCUCAGACCUCGUCUGCUACACCGAUUACAUCCAGACGGUCACCUGCAUCCUGAAGACAUGGGCCCCGCACCCUGGCACGCUCACCCUCACCUGGCAAGACUCAUAUGGAGAACUGGAGGACGAGGUCACCUCCUGCAGCCUCUGCUGGUCCACCCACAAUGCCACGCAUGCAGAGUACACGUGCCAUAUGGAUGUGUUCCAAUACAUGGCUGACGACGUUUUCAGUGUCAACAUGACAGACCAUUUGGGCAACCACUCCCAGGAGUGCGGCAGCUUUGUCCUGGCUAAAAGCAUCAAGCCAUCUCCCCCUUUCAAUGUGACGGUGACCUUCUCCGGACAUUAUAACAUCUCCUGGAGCUCCGAUUACAAUUUGUACGCGCUGAAGGGCAAACUUCAGUAUGAGCUGCGGUACAGGAAGCUCGGAGACCCCUGGGCUCUGAGUCCAGGGAGAAAGCUGAUCUCAGUGGAUUCGAGAAGCGUCUCUCUCCUGCCCUUGGAGUUCCACAAAGGCUCAAGCUACGAGCUGCAGGUGCGGGCAGGGCCCCAGCCUCGCUCCUCCUUCCAGGGGACCUGGAGCGAGUGGAGUGACCCAGUCGUCUUUCACACCCAGCCAGAAGAGAUAAAGGGAGACUUGUACCCUCAACUGCUUCCCAUCUUGGUCCUCGUAUGCCUCAUCCUUGUCAUCUUAGGCCCGAAGAUCCAUCAGGCUUGGAGGCUAUGGAAAAAUGUGUGGGUGCAGGUGCCCAGCCCAGAGCCCUUCUUCCAGCCCCUGUACGUGGGCCACAGUGGAGACUUCAAGAAAUGGGUGGGCACCCCCUUCACUGCUUCCAGCCUGGAACUGAGAUCCUGGAGCCCAGGGGUGCCCUUGUCCCUGGAGAUGCACAGCCAGUGCCUACCGCAGACUGCAGCCAAGGGGCUGGUGCCCACAGAGCUGCCAGAGCCCCCAGACCUGGUGGAAGCCGACGGGGUGCUUGAGCCGGGCUCCUGGGGCCCAGCCCACUCCACCGCCGGCAGCUUGGGCAGCUCAGCUCACAGCCAGGAGAGGGACCGGCCGUACGGCCUGGUAUCCAUCGACACGGUGACCGUGGUGGACGCAGAAGGGCUGUGCACCUGGCCUUGCACCUGCGGGGAUGACGGCUACCCAGCCCUGAACCUGGACACCGGCCUGGAGCCUGGCCCGGGCACGGAGGACUCGCUUCCGGGCAUGGGGGCCACAGUCCUAUCCUGUGGCUGCGUCUCAGCCAGUGGCCCUGCCGGGCCAGGGGACCCCCUGGGCAGCCUCCUUGGCAGGAUAAAGCUGCACCUCAAGGAUGAGGAGGGUUGGGCCCCCGGGCCACCCUGGGAUGGCGGGUCGCCCCGAGGGGUGUCGGACAGCGAGGCAGGUUCACCCCCAGCUGGCCUGGACAUGGACACGUUUGACAGCGGCUUUGUGGACUCUGACUGCGGCAGCCCCGUGGAGCAUGACUUCAGUAGCCCCAGGGACGAAGGGCCCCCCAGGAGCUACCUCCGCCAGUGGGUGGUCAUGGCCCCUCCACCUGCAGGGCCUGGGCCCCAGGCCAGCUAGUGAGGCCGACUGGCCGUCCAGAGCUGGCCAUGCCACUGAGCCACGAGCCACGGACAGGGUCACCUGGGCUGAGGUGUAACGAGGCCUGCAGCCCUUGGUCUCCCGGCUGGGACCCCUGAGCCUCGUGUUUACAGUGCAUGUCUGGGGCUCAGGUGCCCACUGGCGUGGCUGCGCGUGGGAGUAGCGUGCGUGCCUGUGGACACGGAGCUCGCCUGUGGUUCUGCCAUAUUCCCAAGGCCACUCGUGUGUCUGUGCCGACGUGAGCUUCCUGCGCACGUGAGCUUCCUGCGUGCGCGUGUGUGAGCCGCACGUGUGUCUGUGGGCACGUGAUGACAGCCUCCCUCCCUCCGAGGCACGUGGGUGACCCCCGGGUCACGUGCCGAGACCAGGGCACUGCCUGGGACAGACACCAAGCCCAGCCCCCCAGGUCCUGCCUGCAGAGCCGCACAAAGUCCAGACUGUUCCUUAUCGCCUUUCAGGGGGAGGGGAAGGGGACCAAGCGAGCCCACAGUGACCCUGGGGGUGGGAAGAUUUUGGGGGGAGCCAGUGGACCUGGGUCUGAAUCCUGACUCUGACACCUCCUGGCUGUGCCACCUUGGGUGAGUCACUUCCCCUCUCUGGGCUGGAGUUUCCUGUCUUAAUAAUGGGGGCGGCCUGACCUACCCUGGGGAGAAAUUGGAGAGGUCGCCCAUGUACAGGGUGCAGCCCAGACUCUCAAAAAACGUCAGCUUCCUUCCUUCUGCGGCCAGGACCAAGGCUUGUGCUGGAGGUGGGUGGGAGUGAGAAACCAGACACAGCCCAGGUACCUGCGGAGGGGCACUUGGGGGAUUCCAGGUUUAAAAUCAGCUUAGUUUCUUAGAAUCAGCCCCUCACCAGCCAAGAUUUCUUUUUCUGCCUCCUGCUGCCCAUUUUGUUGUUCCCUUUAUGCACCCCAGAAAUAUUUAUUGAGCACAUUUACUGAGUACAUGCGGGUGCUGGGAUACAGCGAGAGGACGCUCCCCUUGGCACUCACACUGGGGAGGGCCGCAGGCCGGACUCGGCAGCAAUGGCACGGUGGUCCUGAUCCCCUGGCAUCUUCCUUGCUUGUCCUGGGGAAUUGGAGGAAGUCAAGUUCUUUUUGAUGAUUUGUCAGAGAAACUGCUGAAAUGUGAAUUUAAGAUGCUAAGAAAAUACUUGUUUGUGACGUUUUGAAGGCACCUUAUUGAACGUCAGCUCUGGACAGGAGCUCGAUAUUGGUGCUGCGUAUUGCAUACAACUCAUACUUAAAAAAAAAAAGAAAGAAAGAAAGAGAAGAGAUCAUUUUCCUCCUAAGGGUGCUCACCUUCAGAGGCUGCGUUUCCAAGGCCGGGAAGCAGGGUUAAAGGAGCAGAGUCUGAUUCAGCCGCGGGCUCUCAGAGCCCUGAGGGGAAUCCCUACCCUGGCCUGGACCUGCCUGGCCUGUGGUCCUCCCCAAAGGCCAGGCUGCAUGCCAGGUGAUGCCUGAAGCCCUGGCUUGUCUCUGCUUUUGGACGAGGGCUCAGCUGUCGACCCUGCUGAUGGUUUCUCUGUGACUCUUUUGUAAAAGGAGAUGUUGGAAGAAGUCACUGAGAGAACACAGGAUUCUUUGGUUCUGAAAGUUCUAGAACAUUGGUGGUCUUGAUAGUGGGACUGUUAACCUGGGAUCAAGGCGUGAGGCUCGGAUGGGAGCUCAAGUGUGAAACCGCAGCUCCUGCAGGUGUGAGCAGCCCUCACCAUCCCCCUCCGUCACCCUGGAGACGCUUGGGUCAAGGUGUGCCGUGGUUUUCACACCCUCAAGGAGGCCACAGGUUCCAGGCACCCCAUGAGCCCCAGGCUCCCCGUGGAAGCAGCUCAGCUCUCUCUCGAGCACACACAGCUCUGGGCCAGGGAGUAGGGGGAGGGGACACCUCGGACACUGGCUGAUGCCAGGCCGGGGGUCGGGGGGAUGGGGCUCUGGCCUGGGCCAGACGUGGCUACUCACCAGCUCUGUCUUUGAAGGGGACCCAGCUCAUAAAUGUGGGUGCAGACGGAGACAGGAACUGGCCCACCUGGGAGGCCAGAUUAGUAGGACGGGGUGGAUGGAUGAUUUAUGGACAAGUGGGCACAUUGGUGGGUGGAUGGAUGGAUAAAAGCAUGGUGAAAUGCUUGAAGGAAGAGCAGUUGGAUAAAUGGAUGGAGAUAAACAGUUGCUAGAGACAAGGAUGAAAUAUCAAACCUAAGCUCCAUGAAGGCAACAACUUUGCCUCUUUUGUUCACGGCUUUACCCCCCGUCAGGCACCUAGUGGGCCCUCAGUAAAGCCUGAUUUGCAGUGUUUGCUUAUU